Aspergillus candidus is the source of this 507-nucleotide messenger RNA. RefSeq names its product mediator of RNA polymerase II transcription subunit 11. The transcript is spliced from 2 exons. Gene Ontology annotation, cellular component: mediator complex. Gene Ontology annotation, molecular function: transcription coregulator activity. Gene Ontology annotation, biological process: regulation of transcription by RNA polymerase II. NCBI's taxonomy places the organism in Eukaryota, Fungi, Ascomycota, Eurotiomycetes, Eurotiales, Aspergillaceae. The record is from RefSeq and is a predicted model, not a curated record. The coding region runs from base 1 to 507 and encodes 168 amino acids.
AUGGCCGACCCCAAGCCCGCAAAACAACCCGAUCAGGUCUUCACAUCCGCAGAUCGCAUCCGCCAACUAAACGAGGUAGACAAGGAUGUAGCCAAAUUGAUCCACUCGGCCGGCCUCGCCAUCCAAGCCCUCACGAACGCACGAUCCGGCGACGCCGCCGACCGCUCCCUUGAGGCCCACAAGACGCGCUUCAAAGAAGCCACCGCACAGUACUUCGCGCUGCUGUCCUCCAUUGAUGUCCGGUUGCGACGGCAGGCUUACGCGCUGGAGGAGGCCGCCAUCUUGCCGCCGGAGUUGUCGGAUGUGGGCGGGGUGGCGGGGGGUGCGGCGGGGGGUGCGGGGGUGGCUGCUGGUGCCGCAAAUCCGUUGGAUAUCAGUUGGUUGAAUAGUCGGAAGGAUACGGUUGGGAAGGAUAAGGAGGCGGAGUUGUGGGCGGCUGCGAGGGAGUUUGUGGAGCAGAUGGGUCCGGGUGAGAAAGAGGGACAAGGCAAGAUGGAGAUGGAUUGA